Molecule: messenger RNA, 3959 nt
Organism: Haliotis rubra (blacklip abalone)
Lineage: Eukaryota; Metazoa; Mollusca; Gastropoda; Lepetellida; Haliotidae
Product: cubilin-like
Exons: 29
Coding region: 151-3711 (1186 amino acids)
Molecular function (GO): serine-type endopeptidase activity
Source: RefSeq, a predicted model, not a curated record
UUAUUACUAAAGCGCCCUAGUCGGCGACUGCUCAUACAGAGUGAACCUGCGCUACUGAACUGAAGUCGAGAGUCAGAAAUAGAGGACGAGACUUUAACCUGUGUCGACUGUCAAUCACGGUAGCUGCAAGGUGCACACCUUCCCCUUGGGAUGAAGCUGGGCUACUGGGGCGUGGCCGCGGUGCUGGCGUGGCUGUGUCUUGUGCUUGUAUGUGAGACUAAACCCCUCAACCAUCUUAACUGGCUGAAAAUAUCUUCCCACCGGAAGAAACGACAAGUUUCCUAUCCAACACCAGCGACUACAUCUGCCACUAUAACACCUUAUCCACCGACUGAGAGUGCACAGCAGGCCUCCACCACCUAUAAUCCUUGGCUGAACGGGACAACUGGUGCCAGUACCGUCACGCCAUGGUAUAACAGGACCACAUCCCCGUACACAUCAUAUCCAACGACAACGACUGGUGCUGCAUUCUUGAAUUCUUCAUCAAGUCCUAAUGCUGACUGUUCCCAAAAUCUCACUGGUACAUAUGGAAGUUUUAGCAGCCCUGGAGCGGGGUCUUCGUACUCUCCCAAUCUUGACUGCCUCUACACCAUUCCUUCACCACCAGCAGGGAGCCAGAUUGACAUAACAUUCCAGCUAUUCCACUUGGAAGAACAUUCUUCUUGCGGCUAUGACUUUGUUAGCUUCUCUUACAACAGUCAGAAGAUCUGCGGUCAGAAGUCCACACCUGUGUCAUACUCCUUUGUGUCACAGGAGAGGGACUUCAAGAUACACUUCCACACUGACGGUUCAGCUGAAUACCGUGGCUUUGUUGCAACAUUUCUUAUUCAAGAAAGGCUGGCCUGGACUACGAGUGUUAGUACUGCCACUCCAUGGUAUUACAGGACCACGUCCCCGUACACCUCCUAUCCACCGACCGGGAGUGCACAGCAGCCCUCCACCACCUAUAAUCCUUGGCUGAACUGGACAACUGGUGCUAGUACCGUCACUCCAUGGUAUAACAGGACCACAUCCCCGUACACAUCAUAUGCAACGACAACGACUGGUAAUGCAUUCUUGAAUUCUUCAUCAAGUCCUAAUCCUGACUGUUCCCAAAAUCUCACUGGUACAUAUGGAAGUUUUAGCAGCCCUGGAGCGGGGUCUUCGUACUCUCCCAAUCUUGACUGCCUCUACACCAUUCCUUCACCACCAGCAGGGAGCCAGAUUGACAUAACAUUCCAGCUAUUCCACUUGGAAGAACAUUCUUCUUGCGGCUAUGACUUUGUUAGCUUCUCUUACAACAGUCAGAAGAUCUGCGGUCAGAAGUCCACACCUGUGUCAUACUCCUUUGUGUCACAGGAGAGGGACUUCCAGAUACACUUCCACACUGACGGUUCAGUUCAGUAUUCUGGUUUUAUUGCAACAUUUAGGAUUCGAGAAAACAGCUGUUACCACGUCCUGACAGACACCGAAGGACAGGUCCAGGUUCCUGGCAAUGCCAGCGCCAACUACUCUCCUAACCUCGACUGCCUGUUCACCAUCAGGCCUCCAGCAGGUGGCCCAUGGGUUGUUAACAUCACUCUGGAAGAGUUUGACGUUCAGAGAUAUUAUUCCUACUCGAGUAACUAUUUCUCCAACUCCUGCCGCUAUGACUACAUGCAGAUCCUCUACGACGGCUACUCCUCUUCCAGGAUGUGUGGAACGAGGACUUCGCCAAUAUCUUACAAAUACAACAUCUUUGAAAGCGACCUGAACAUCACCUUUCACAGUGACAGCUCUACUGAGAGGAGUGGAUUUAACUUCACCUACACUUACAGCAACAACACCUGUGUGACGGACCUCGACCCAAAUAACGGUACAAUCCGCAGCCCGGUGACUGAAGGUGAACUGACCUACCCACCAGACACCUUGUGUAUUUAUUACCUCGACCUGGGAGAUUCCCUCAAGACCGUUACUUUCACAGUCAGGGUGUUUGAUGUACCUUGUGGGGAUUACUUCAGCAUUAACGGACAGAGUUUCUGUGGAAACAGGUUGACACAGACGUCAUUUCCUUUGACUGGGAGGAUCAAUAUUACCUUCCUGUCAGAUAGUAUUGGAGCUGGCCGAGGGGUGGACGUCGACUACCAUGUAACUGACUACACAUGUGACCAGGUAUAUCGUACAACAUCGGGGAGCAUCGAUUCUUACUCUGUGUCAAGACUUGCUCUAACACAUGACGUGGACUGUGACUACGUCGUUCGUCCGCCCUACUACCCCUUUGUGAUAACAAUGUUCUUCAGUCCAUUCUAUAUGCCGCAUAACUACAUGAACAGCAGCGUUACGUGUUCUGGCAGCUAUGUGGAGAUCAAUGACACCCAGUACUGCGGGACUGUUUACGGCCAAUACAACAUCACAUCAGUGGGGCCUGAGCUGUCAGUGAGGUAUCAUCACUCAGCUACAGCGGUCGCAGGGACGAGGGAAGUCUAUCAUAUCUAUUACAGCACCAGACCCGUUUCAUGCAAUGUUACGCUGACCGACACUGUGGGCUACAUCAACAGCUACACUGGUUAUGGCUCUGCGCCAGUGUACAGUCGUUCCUACAAUGACAGUGCUCACUGCAUCUUCACAAUAAAGGGGGACAACGCUGAGGGUCAAACAAUUGUCUUUAGACUGAAUCAGUUCCAACUGGAGGACCGUGACAACAGCACGUCUCUCUGUAAAGACUACGUGGAUAUGAAUGGUGAAGAGAGACUAUGUGGAUACCAGUAUGGGAACCGGAGCUUCAGCUUUGAUGGCACAUUUGUCGUGACCUUCACCAGUGACAAUAGUCAGACAAACAUGGGCUUCAACAUCCAUUACAACAUUGUUCCAGAUGGUUGCCUUGUGUCCAUCUUCUCGACUGAAGGCACUCUUCGCAGCCCUGUGACAAGCAAUGGUCUCUAUCACAACAACCUUGACUGCCGAUAUACAUUAUCAAGCCCAUACAGCAUGGCGAAGAUCACAGUCACUGUCAACAGAUUUGACCUAGAACCCCCAUCGUACAGUUCCACAAACUGUUACAACGAUUAUGUAUACUAUACAGACGGUUCCUACAGUUCCGGGAGAUAUUGUGGUUUUGUCGCUGCAGGAACCACGUUUAUCUGGUACACGAGUGCAAGACAGUUUGACCUCGUAUUCCAUUCCAACAACGAGGUCAGUAGGCCGGGAUUCGACGUGUCUUACACGAUUGAAGAAGAUCGUUGUGACCAGGUGCUUUCUGCCACCAGUGGAACAAUAAGAAGUCCCGUCAACAGUACAGGUCUCUACAGAAGUAAUCUGAACUGCACCUAUAUCAUCAGACCUCCAACACAGGGUCCAUACAGGUUCAAUCUCACGUUCUCUCAGUUUGACGUUCAGAGGACAUACUACAAUUCCUCAUCCUACAGUUUGAGUACAUCAUGUUACUACGACUACGUGGAGACCAGGUUCUCGGGGCUCAACAGCACCAGCAGAUUGUGUGGCAGGAUGAGUUCAGCAAGGACGUACUUCUAUAACACAUUUGGUGGCGACUUUGCAAUUCACUUCGUCACUGACAGAUCUAUAGUGAGACGUGGAUUUGUGUUGGAGUAUUCAUUUGAAGAAAACAGCUGUUACCACGUCGCCACAGACACCGAAGGACAGAUCCAGGUUCCUGGCAAUGGCAUCGCCAACUACUCUCCUAACCUCGACUGCCUGUUCACCAUCAGGCCUCCAGCAGGGCCCAUGGGUUGUUAACAUCACACUGGAGGAGUUCGACAUUCAGAGAUAUUAUUCCUACUCGAGUAACUAUUUCUCCACUUCCUGCAGCAAUGACUACAUGCAGAUCCUCUACGACGGCUACUCCUCUGCCAGGAUGUGUGGAACGAGGACUUCGCCCAUAUCUUACAAAUACAACAUCUUUGAAAGCGACCUGAACAUCACCUUCCACAGUGACAGCUCUACUGAGAGGAGUGGAUUUAACAUCACCUACACUUACAGUAACA